Eubalaena glacialis (North Atlantic right whale) is the source of this 3922-nucleotide messenger RNA. It is a transcript of the gene RPRD1B, whose product is annotated as regulation of nuclear pre-mRNA domain containing 1B. Gene Ontology annotation, biological process: mRNA 3'-end processing. The record is from RefSeq and is a predicted model, not a curated record. Gene Ontology annotation, molecular function: RNA polymerase II C-terminal domain binding. The transcript is spliced from 7 exons. Lineage: Eukaryota; Metazoa; Chordata; Mammalia; Artiodactyla; Balaenidae. Gene Ontology annotation, cellular component: RNA polymerase II, holoenzyme. Bases 443 to 1423 code for a protein of 326 amino acids.
GAAAGGGUUCCGGUGACACUCACUGCGCCGGCGUGCGGGCGCGAGCGGUCAAAGCGCCUUCCGGAGGCCGCCGAAGUGCGCCCUUUUCUCUGUCUGUCGCUUUCGGAGUGCUCCGAGCGAGAUUCAAAAAGGCCUUCGCCACCGGAGGGGUGUUUUUCUACACUCUGACUCCCCCUGGUGCCCCGCCACUCCGGCCCUUGCCCUUUGACCCUGCUCUCGCGGCGGGGUGAGAGGUAGGUGGCCAUCUUGUGGCGGCGGCGCGGGCGGCUGUUACUGCGGAGACCCAUCCCCUCCCCCUCCUGGCCCCCCCGGCCCCCCCGGCCAUCUGUCAGUCAUAAAGAGUCCCGCAGGCCGCCAGGUGAGGUCCCGGCCUCGUGCCGUCGCUCUCUCCGCCGCACUGGGCGGCCCAGGCCGAUCCCUGCCGGGCCUCACCGCCGCCACCAUGUCCUCCUUCUCCGAGUCGGCGCUGGAGAAGAAGCUCUCAGAGCUGAGCAACUCUCAGCAGAGCGUGCAGACCCUCUCCUUGUGGCUCAUCCACCACCGCAAGCACGCGGGACCCAUCGUCUCGGUGUGGCACCGCGAGCUCCGCAAAGCCAAAUCAAAUAGAAAGCUUACUUUUCUGUACUUAGCCAAUGAUGUCAUUCAAAACAGUAAAAGGAAAGGACCUGAAUUCACUAGAGAAUUUGAAUCUGUCCUUGUGGAUGCUUUUUCUCACGUUGCCAGAGAGGCAGAUGAAGGCUGUAAAAAACCUUUAGAAAGAUUGCUGAACAUCUGGCAAGAAAGAAGUGUGUAUGGCGGCGAGUUCAUACAGCAGCUGAAGCUGUCUAUGGAGGACUCCAAGAGCCCUCCCCCCAAAGCAACAGAGGAGAAGAAAUCUCUAAAGCGAACUUUUCAGCAAAUACAAGAGGAGGAGGAUGACGACUACCCUGGAAGCUACUCUCCCCAAGAUCCUUCUGCAGGACCCCUCUUGACUGAGGAACUAAUCAAAGCUUUGCAGGACCUGGAAAAUGCUGCAUCAGGGGAUGCUACUGUCCGACAGAAAAUUGCUUCUUUACCCCAGGAAGUGCAAGAUGUUUCUCUUUUGGAAAAAAUAACAGACAAAGAGGCAGCUGAACGUCUUUCAAAAACAGUAGAUGAAGCAUGUCUGUUACUAGCCGAAUAUAACGGGCGCCUGGCGGCAGAACUGGAAGACCGACGCCAGCUGGCUCGGAUGUUGGUGGAGUACACCCAGAACCAGAAAGAUGUUUUGUCAGAAAAGGAGAAAAAACUAGAAGAAUAUAAACAGAAGCUUGCUCGGGUAACCCAGGUCCGCAAGGAACUCAAGUCCCAUAUUCAGAGCUUGCCAGACCUCUCGUUGCUGCCCAACGUCACAGGGGGCUUGGCCCCCCUGCCCUCUGCUGGUGACCUGUUUUCAACUGACUAAGGCAGGUGUCAUGCCCCAGACUCCAUCUGUACCAGCAGAAAGAAGAGGGCAAGUCAUGGUUGGAAAUAACCUAGUAGCCCCUGGUUCUAUCCCUCUUUCUGCUCGGCCCCCCCAGCCUCAAGAAAGAACCGCAGGGUCUGAUUCUCCUCUCCAGCCUCUCCUGUUGAGCACAAUUGAGGACAGUGGCGAAUGGAAUCCAGUUUAGAUUUAUAUUUGGAAAGAAUACAAACUCACUUCAUGUUUCCAUGCCCCUGUUGGUUUUCCAUUCUUAGCUCUCUCUUUACACCCAAGAAGUUAUGAAAAUCAUGUGUAGAAGAAUCUUGUCUCUCACGACAGCAUUGUGUCAUGAAAGCAGCUUCUCUUUUCUGAGUUGGGCUUGUUCAAGUCCACUUGAACUUCCACUGAGGGACUCAAUUCUGGAGUCGUUGGCUUUCCUGGCUGCCAUCCACCCCAGAGAUUGGAGGCACAACUGUUGAGCAGCUUUGCCACAAAGAGUUUGCCAAAUCUCGGAUCCUCCCUUACUGUGACUUAAAGCAAUGAGUAGUCAAAGGUUGGGUGCAUUUGUGAGCAGACUAGAGGAUCUAGCAAUAAGAUUCAAAGCUGAUCUGGGACAUCAAGUCAGUUCAGAGAACGACUAACAGGGAUCACAAGCAUGAAUUAAAAAUAAGUUAUUUGCUUUAGGUUCCUAUCCAACAACCUUCCCAGGCUGCACUUAUCAAGGGUGCCACCCACGGUCAGAGAGCACGUUCCUAGAAACAUGAUCUUUGCCCCAGUUGGUUGUGAAGGCGGUUGUUAGAAAUGGCACUGUGGGCCCCCAAGGCUAAAGGCAUUCUGGGAGUCCGGGCUCUGCGUGGGUUUUGCUUUGACCCUUUCUUUUGGGGAGUUGGGCACACACUAACAUUUAAUUCACUGCGUGGGCACAUGUCCACAGCAUGGUGACUAAACUUGAAAAUCUCCCCUGCAAAUAUGACACUCUGUGCACACUUGUCUGUCCUUCAGUUCACACCACUGCACGUGUCCUUGUGCUGCUAGGAGGAGGAGUACUUUGUGUCAGAUGUUACUGAAUAGCUCAUCUCGGGAAGGGGGAAAGUGAGGGAUAUUAAUUGGGGGUCUUAAUUCCAUUAUCAUGCCAGCUGACAUUAUGACUAUAUAAUGUAGUUAGAGAGGAUUAUUACCUUGCUUUUAGUAAAGGUUAGGCCUGCUGACUGUAAGUCAUUCUAAUUUGGCAGGCUUAUUUUUGACAUUGGAAAGGGCAGAAAACAAUUUGCCCCAAUAGUGUAAUAGGAAUUAUAGCCCAGAGGCUGAAAUCCAAAAGCUAUAAAAAGGAAUUCAGUGGAGGGGGCUUCAGAAUCUCCAUUAUUUUGAGUUGCUCUUUUCAGGAUUACCAAAAAGCCAAUUACAUGUAAUUUUACAUGUUCAGCGUGUUAGAACAUAACGUCUGUUUUUAAAAGUGUAACAGGCUUCCCUUCAAGAAGCUCUCCUGCCUGCCAUGAAGUGAAAAUGAUAAAAAGUCAUAGCAGGUACGCAGUUUAACUCUGUGUAGAACCUAGUAGCAUUUAAGCUAUUUUUCAGAUUGAAUACGGUCUGUGUGUUGUUUGCAUAUUGACACUGCCUGUUGUCCUGUCAUUAUUAAAUUAAUGAGUCUCUAUAUAAAGUUUUUCUCCCAGAGGCCACAGGGCAGUAAAUGACUUUUACUAAAAUUGCAAAAUAAAUUCCAGUCUUUGCUGUUUCUACAUAUAAGCCCCCUCCCCGCGUGGUGUGCUGCUUCAGCCCCGCAGAGGAGCUUGCUUCUGAACAGACCCAUCUUGCACAGACUCUGUGCUUUCUUUCACCAGGGAAGCAAAGUCUUACCAGCCACAAACCAGCCAAAAAGGUGUAGUGGAUAUCUGCUCUCAUCAGCUAGGUGAAAAUGUUACAACAUAAUGGAUUUUGCCCACUGCUCUGUUUUAUCUGAUUGAGUCUUUGACUAGAAAUUGGUGCAUAAUCAUUACAGCAAGAGCAAGAAAUGAAACUGUAACAAUUAUGUAAAUGAAUGUGUUGGCCUCUUAACACCUGUUACUAGUGGACUUCCUGUAAGGAAGGAAGUUCUGUUUUUUUGUUUUUCAACAAAAUGUGCUUUUGUUUUUUAACUCUUAAUUCUCCCACAUCCUCCCCAGGAGUGCUUUUUACUUCAUUUGUUUAAUUUAAAUGAACCUUUCUCCUUGUAUGUGUGAGGUGAUCUGGCAGGGCGGGGUGGGUGGGUUUUGUUCUGUGUUCUCCUAUACUUAGGGCAUCCGUUGGCCUCCAGGACCUUUCCUUUAGGUCUUCUUCCUCAGAAAGUCUUCAAUCUUCCUUUGUUUUUUGUUCUGUUUUUUUUUCUUAAAGAGUAUUUUUAAAGCUUAAAUUUGUAUAUUAAUUUAGGACUUUAUUUAGAAGUAUAGGCUGCCAUUGGCGGUAGCAGUAUAUUCUGAAAUGUCUCAUAGAUAUAUAUUUUUGAAUAAAGAUGGUGUUGUUGAAUGA